AUGGGGACUAAGAGUGGUGACGAACACGCAAGCCCAAGAUCACCGGACACGACGACCUCCCUUGAAACUGAUAGCGACACCUACAACACUUCCGGGCCCACGUACCCCCAUUCAACGCCGUCCACGGGGAGGAAACCUUGGAGGGGAAUGGUGGCAGCGGUGGAAACACCACCCGGCAUUAGAUUUUCUGGCACCAUCAAGGCGAGCGCCGACGGAGCAGAGACACCAGAGGAGGACACUUGUCGAAAAAUCAGCAAUGACCGACAGCCAGGGCCAGUCUCACCCAAGAGGGGAGCAAGGAGCAUGGAGGCACACACCGAGAAAGGAAAGGGAUUGGAGGGGGUGGAGAGGACAGGGAGAGUUCAGAGUGGCGCUCAGAGUGCCGCGCCCGCUACGCCCAGCAGCUUGGGCCAGGCCUCAUGGGUUGAGGCAGGCAUGAGGGAGAGCAGUCCAGGGCAGGACCCCACCGUCCGCAGCUCUAGCGCGUGCGGCCGCGCCACGCUGCAGAGGUCCCCGCACGCAGCUUACAGGCGCGGGAACCUCCGUCGAAUCCCUAUGCGCCGCUGCCGGAAGCUGCAGCCCGACGCCGGCGACAGCAGCGGAGAGCUGGGGACUCGGCCACCGCAUCCAGGAAGCAGGCUUGCAUCGUGCCGUAGGAGACCGUCGGUGGCGGCGCGCUGUUGCCGAAUGCGGAUGCCAGGGGGGCGAAUCCGCUCCCCGGCCGUUGCCAUCCUUGCCUUCUCGGAUGCCACCGGCGCCAGGGUGAUGCACGCGCACACGCACGGCGCCGUGAAGCCUCUGCUUCGAGAUGAAGGCAGGACUGGAUGA
This is a messenger RNA of Miscanthus lutarioriparius, 828 nucleotides long. The record is from the annotation of a GenBank genome assembly. NCBI's taxonomy places the organism in Eukaryota, Viridiplantae, Streptophyta, Magnoliopsida, Poales, Poaceae.